UGGUCGAAAGUUGACAACACUGACUGGCAGCCGUUCAAACAUAUUUGAAGUAGAAUUAAAUUAUUAAAAAUUAUUAAAAAUAAAACGUUAUCGUUAUCGGGUGAAAGCUUGUUAAAGUCUCCGAGCAGAUUUAAAAAAUCCUUUAUUUCAAUAAAUAAUAAACUAAUGUCCAACAGCCAUUUAUUCUUAAAGUCAGGAUUUCCUCGCGCUCCUUUGCAAAAUGGACUGGGUCGCUAUGUUUGCCAGUUGCAGAGGAUUACGCUGAAGUUCUGCAAAAACAAUGGGUCUAGUCGCGGCAUGCGGGAUUUUAUAGAGAAUCAUCUAGUUGAUUUUGCCAAAGAGAAUCCCGGAAUUGUAGUCUAUGUUAAGCCGCGACGUCAUCGCACUCCUGUCCUAGUGGGAGAAUACUUAAAUGGAGAACGCGAGUGGCUUAGCUGUCGUAAUAGUACUCAAGACGAAAUUUCAAAAUGGAUUGACUUAUUAAAAACUCAGAAUGGCAGCUCCAGUUCCCUGCGCCUUCGCAAAAUGUGGCAUACCGAUGUGCCCUCCAUUCAAGGUCCUUGGACGCCGUUCAUGCUGCGGUCACCAGAUGCCCUUAGUCAAAAAUAUCCCAGCAGUGAAGCUUCCAAGCCACUUGAUGCUCCAACAACAGCUACCGAAAAGUUAAUUGAAUUGUUCAAACAACAAAAGCUUGAAGAUGAAGCGGAUAUUAGUAAAAAACACGCUAAGUAGCGAUCAUUGCAACAAUUCUUUCUUUAUUUAUCGUGUCAACAUAAUUUGGUGUGUUUAUAAACAAAAUACAUUUCAAUAAGCUCAAA
Messenger RNA from Drosophila willistoni, 818 nucleotides. It is a transcript of the gene mRpL43, whose product is annotated as 39S ribosomal protein L43, mitochondrial. Gene Ontology annotation, biological process: mitochondrial translation. Gene Ontology annotation, cellular component: mitochondrial large ribosomal subunit. Gene Ontology annotation, molecular function: structural constituent of ribosome. The coding region runs from base 166 to 732 and encodes 188 amino acids. NCBI's taxonomy places the organism in Eukaryota, Metazoa, Arthropoda, Insecta, Diptera, Drosophilidae. The record is from RefSeq and is a predicted model, not a curated record. The transcript is spliced from 4 exons.